Priapulus caudatus is the source of this 2798-nucleotide messenger RNA. Its product is annotated as protein HEXIM-like. The transcript has a single exon. Gene Ontology annotation, molecular function: cyclin-dependent protein serine/threonine kinase inhibitor activity; 7SK snRNA binding. Gene Ontology annotation, biological process: negative regulation of cyclin-dependent protein serine/threonine kinase activity; negative regulation of transcription by RNA polymerase II. Gene Ontology annotation, cellular component: cytoplasm; nucleus; nucleoplasm. The record is from RefSeq and is a predicted model, not a curated record. NCBI's taxonomy places the organism in Eukaryota, Metazoa, Priapulida, Priapulimorpha, Priapulimorphida, Priapulidae. The coding region runs from base 136 to 1104 and encodes 322 amino acids.
UUUGGGGCGGGCGUCCCAGUGUACAGUGUUAGGGAGCAUUCGAGGGAGAAUUAUGUGAAAGUUAAGAAGGAAAAACGCCAAAACAAACAUCUUUUUCGCAAACUGUAAGUGUAUUAAUGCUUGGAAACUUUGAAUAUGAACGAUCAGCUCAUAUCACUUAACGGUUUAGACACAGAGCGUCUAAAACCUGACGGUUCUACAAACAACGUCCAGAAUAAAAAUAUGGGCGCUCGCGAGCGCGGCAGGGAUGUCUCGUCGUCGGAAAAGAGCCCCGAAGGGAUCGAUAGUAAUCAAGAGGGCAAGGCGAAAACGGAUUCGGACAGCGGGAAGCGAUCGCACGACAGCAUGAGCGGCGACGAGAACGACCCUCACGGAAGCAACAAGAAGAAGAAGCACCGCAGGAAGGCAGCAGGAAACCGGCGCCGCUGGAAGCCUUUCGAGAAGAUGUCGUGGACCGAGCGCAAAGAGCUCGAGGAACGCCAAUCGAAGCGCGCCGAGCAAGUUCGCGAGGAGCGCUUCCACAAGGGCCAGCCGAUGGCGCCGUUCAACACGACGCAGUUCGUGAUGGCCGACCACAACGAGCCGGAGCCGGAUCUCAACGGCAUCCUUCAUCACCCGCACCACCGGCACCGCGAGGCGAGCGGCAGCAGCAUCGGCGACGACGCUGCAACCGAACCGGACGCGCCGCUGCUCGUCGCCGCCGACGACGACGACGCCGACUUCUACAGCUCUCCGUCGGACGAGGAGGAGUUUCUUGAGCGCGACUUCUCGGAGGAGUACGAGACCGUGCACGCCGAGCGCUUGGAGAGCAUGAGCAAGGAGGAGCUGGUGCAGGACUACCUGCAGAUGGAAGCAAAGCUGGAGACGCUGCAUCGCGCCGUCGCGCCGCGGCCCGACUCGACCGAGCAGAGGCUCAACGAGAUCAACGUGCUCCGGUCGGAGAUCGAGCGGCUGCGGGACGACAACGAGAAGCUGCUGCGGGAGAACAACGCGCUGCGGAAGACGUGCGGCGGCGGCGGCGGCGGGGGAGCGGGCGACGCCGAGAUGGCGUUGGAGCGCCCCCUUGAUCGGACGCUCGGAAGUUGCUCGGAAGUUGCCGUGUGACUCGUAACCCGCCCCGCUGCGCGUUCGUUGUACAGACUGCCGUCGUCGUCGUCGUCGUCGUGGCGUGCGGGCGAUCCCGCGGGAUUUUUGCGCGCGUCCGCCGCCUCAUUCACCGUCAUCCUCAUCAUCUUUUGUAUCGAUUGUCUCGUGUAUGAUAUAGUAUCGCCGCGUUCGUUGCGAGCGCGAAAUUGUUUGCAUGGCCCUCGUUUGCUCUCGACGAAGGAUAACACACUUGAUCGCGACAAGGUAUGUGUAAGGUUGGUGCUGUUUUUUGUUGUACUGUACGGCCAAGAACAUAUUUUCCAGUCUACACGCUCAGAAGAGUUUAAAAUCUCGAGCGUGGCGUUUGCCCAUUUUGGGUGCGAGAAGGAAAAUGUUUACAACUUGUCGCAAUUCAAGUGUGUUUCCGCUUCCAUUGCUUGAAGAUUGAUUGAUUGAAAAUUGAAGACAUGUUAUGAUGAAAUUGAAUUGUGAAUGCUUCGGGAAACGCGUGUAGCCAGCCAGUUUGGGUUUCUUGUAAAGUUAAUCGCCACCUCGCAACAUGUUUAAUUAAAAGCAUGUUCUCCGGGUGACAAGUUUUAAGCGAAAGCCUCCACUAGGUGGCAGCGCAACCCCAUUUCGAAGCCGAUACUGGUGCUACGCGCAAACGGAACUAGGCAUGCCCGUAUCUAACAAGCUGUGGACGAGAGCAGCUGCCUAUUUAGUCGAUGACGAAGGCAUCGUCUUGUUCAGUGCUUUCGGAGAUGUGAUUACUACGUGGCAAAAAAAUUAAUUGCGUAAUUUAACUGUAAUGUGGCCGGAUUUGGCAUCGUAGCUUUACUCUCACAUGUAGACUAGUAUAUAAAAUUGUUCGUGUGUACGCAAACACGAAACGCUGCGAAACGCGACAAAAGUAUCGGGUGUUCCUUUCUCCAAAAGUCCCGUGUAACUUUGUGGUUCUUAGUCGCCGCUUGGUGACGCGUAAGCACUAUCUCGCACGCAUUGUCAUCCGGGCAACCGCCACGGUGCGUGACGUAAUAAUAACCAUGGACAAUGCGUCGUUGAAAACAAAAUUCUUCGAUGAUUUUCAAUGAACUCCCCGUAUUUUUGAAUUCUCGUAAUUCGAAGCGUCGUGUGUAUUGUCGUCCGUCGGUCGUCUGCUACGCUGCCACGUAUAUUAUUAUUAUUAUUAUUAUCAUGAGCGUUCAAAUGCAGAGGAUCGAACGAACGAGGGUCAUGCAUGUCAGAUAAGGUCAGGGUUGUCAGACGCCAUUUGUGCAGUUUUCAGCAUUACCGCCUUGCCGAUAUUUUGCAAGGGGCACGCGCGCGCGUUCUUUUGAACGGUCGCGUUUGAAUGUAUGAAAGCGUUUUUUGUUUUAUUUUGUACAUUUUAUUUACACGAGCGUUAAUUGUACUUUGGCUUUUGUAUGUAAUUCGACAAAAUGUUAAUGAAAAAAAAAUAUGGAGGAUUUUUGCCGUGCCAAAGAAACGGAGCGAGCGAGUUGUGAGGCUCCGUUAUUGAUAUGAAACUGUGACAGGUGUUCUGACAGCCCCAAUAAUUCGUCUAUGGAAAUGCACACGUACACGUCUCAUCUUGCGCCUUCUCAUCGUCAUUGAGACACUAUUACACACAUACGUCGGCAUUUCAGUAUUGGAAUGUAAUUAUUUUUUACUAUUAUUUUUAACUAUAAAAUAUCCAUUUUGUAUACAAGUUA